Hibiscus syriacus is the source of this 742-nucleotide messenger RNA. RefSeq names its product 25.3 kDa vesicle transport protein. NCBI's taxonomy places the organism in Eukaryota, Viridiplantae, Streptophyta, Magnoliopsida, Malvales, Malvaceae. Gene Ontology annotation, biological process: retrograde vesicle-mediated transport, Golgi to endoplasmic reticulum; endoplasmic reticulum to Golgi vesicle-mediated transport; vesicle fusion with Golgi apparatus. Gene Ontology annotation, molecular function: SNAP receptor activity. The coding region runs from base 22 to 699 and encodes 225 amino acids. The record is from RefSeq and is a predicted model, not a curated record. The transcript is spliced from 5 exons. Gene Ontology annotation, cellular component: Golgi membrane; SNARE complex; ER to Golgi transport vesicle membrane.
CACAAUUUUCUCGGGAAAAUAAUGGUGAAUCUAACCAUUGUUGGAAGAGUGAAAGACGGGUUGCCAUUGGCACAGGAAGCAAGGUGCUUGAUAAAUGAAACGACGGCGUCCCACAACUUGUCAUCCAGUUACAAGCAACAAGCUGAGUUCCUUCUCCAUGAAAUCUCCAGAGGAGCUUUACCACUUCCCACGAUGACUGUACGCGUUGAUCACCAUUCUUUCAGCUAUUUGGUGGUGCAUGGAAUCUGCUUCAUCACAUUGUGCGAUUCUUCCUAUCCAAGAAAACUAGCUUUCCAUUACCUUCACGAUCUGCAAAAGGAGUUUGACAAGUUUGAUAACGCCCUCGUCCACAAUAUUACAAAGCCAUACAGCUUUGUUAAAUUCGAUAGUAUUAUUGCUAAUAUUAGAAAGCAAUACGUUGAUACAAGAACACAAGCAAAUCUAUCGAAGCUGAAUGCCGAUCGUGGGCGAGAACUCGAUAUCGUUACAGAAAACAUGUCUGAUAUUAUCGAAAGAAGACGGAAUUCGGAAAUAUUGCAGACACCAGCAGCGCCUAAUAGUACCCUUCGGACCUCCUCCCCUCGGCUUGAGGCAAUUGCAUUGAUAUGGACACCCAUUGCAAUCAUCACUGUUGCUGCUUCGAUUCUUUUGUGGACUAGCCUGAUCUUUACGGAUGACUACUUGAUAUCAACUUUGUAGAGCUCCAUCCAAAUCAAAAUCAGGGUUUGGGAGAGAUUUGAAA